Molecule: messenger RNA, 7563 nt
Organism: Protobothrops mucrosquamatus (brown spotted pit viper)
Lineage: Eukaryota; Metazoa; Chordata; Lepidosauria; Squamata; Viperidae
Gene: TLN2
Product: talin 2
Exons: 54
Biological process (GO): cell-cell adhesion
Cellular component (GO): plasma membrane; focal adhesion; ruffle
Molecular function (GO): actin filament binding; structural constituent of cytoskeleton; integrin binding
Source: RefSeq, a predicted model, not a curated record
AUGGUUGCCUUGUCGCUGAAAAUCUGUGUCCGCCAUUGCAAUGUGGUGAAGACGAUGCAGUUUGAGCCCUCCACUGCAGUCUAUGAUGCAUGCCGGGUUAUCCGUGAGAGGGUACCAGAAGCUCAGACAGGGCAAGCCUCUGACUAUGGUUUGUUUCUGUCCGAUGAAGAUCCACGGAAAGGCAUUUGGUUGGAGGCUGGCAGGACUCUGGAUUACUACAUGCUGCGGAAUGGGGAUAUUUUGGAAUACAAAAAGAAGCAGAGACCUCAGAAAAUCAGGAUGUUGGACGGCUCCGUGAAGACGGUGAUGGUGGAUGACUCUAAAACCGUUGGAGAACUGCUGGUGACCAUCUGCAGCCGGAUAGGCAUAACCAAUUAUGAAGAGUACUCCUUAAUCCAAGAAGGCAGUGAGGAAAAGAAGGAAGAGGGCACAGGGACCCUGAAAAAGGAUCGAACGCUGCUACGGGAUGAGAAAAAGAUGGAGAAAUUAAAAGCCAAGCUGCACACUGAUGAUGACUUGAACUGGUUGGAUCACAGCCGAACGUUUCGGGAACAAGGGGUGGACGAGAGCGAGACGCUGCUUCUGAGGCGCAAGUUCUUCUACUCUGACCAGAACGUGGAUUCCAGAGACCCCGUCCAGCUCAACCUGCUCUAUGUCCAGGCCCGUGAUGACAUUCUGAAUGGCUCCCACCCAGUGUCCUUCGAGAAGGCCUGUGAAUUUGGUGGUUUUCAGGCACAGAUCCAGUUUGGGCCUCACGUAGAGCACAAACACAAACCUGGAUUCUUAGAUCUGAAAGAAUUUCUCCCCAAAGAAUAUAUCAAGCAAAGAGGAGCUGAAAAGAGAAUAUUCCAGGAACACAAGGAUUGUGGAGAGAUGACUGAAAUAGAGGCAAAAGUGAAGUACGUUAAGUUGGCCCGGUCUCUGAGGACCUAUGGAGUCUCCUUUUUCCUGGUGAAGGAGAAAAUGAAAGGAAAGAACAAACUGGUCCCCCGUUUGCUAGGAAUUACCAAGGAGUCUGUGAUGCGUGUGGAUGAAAAGACCAAGGAAGUCUUGCAGGAGUGGCCUCUGACCACGGUGAAACGCUGGGCGGCCUCACCCAAAAGCUUCACCCUGGAUUUUGGGGAGUACCAAGAAAGCUACUACUCAGUACAGACCACUGAAGGAGAGCAGAUCUCUCAGCUGAUCGCUGGUUACAUUGACAUCAUCCUCAAGAAGAAGCAAAGCAAGGAUCGCUUUGGGCUGGAAGGAGAUGAAGAAUCGACUAUGCUAGAAGAAUCUGUCUCUCCCAAAAAGUCGACAAUAUUGCAGCAGCAGUUCAACCGCACUGGAAAGGUGGAGCAUGGCUCCGUGGCGCUUCCAGCCGUCAUGCGCUCGGGCUCCACCGGCCCAGAGAUCUUCAACGUGGGCAGCAUGCCUUCACCGCAGCAGCAAGUGACGGUUGGGCAGAUGCACAGGGCCCACAUGCCCCCUCUGACUUCGGCCCAACAGGCCCUGAUGGGCACCAUCAACACCAGCAUGCAGGCCGUCCAGCAGACGCAGGCAGACCUCACCCAAGUCGAUGAUCUUCCGCCUUUAGGAAAUGACAUGGCUUCCAGAGUUUGGGUCCAGAACAAAGUGGACGAGUCAAAACAUGAAAUACACUCUCAAGUUGAUGCAAUCACUGCAGGGACAGCUUCUGUUGUGAACCUUACAGCAGGGGACCCGGUUGACACAGACUACACAGCGGUGGGCUGUGCCAUCACCACCAUCUCCUCCAACCUCACGGAGAUGUCCAAGGGGGUCAAGUUGCUGGCGGCUCUCAUGGACGAUGAAGUCGGAAGUGGGGAGGACCUGCUGAAGGCCGCUCGGACCCUGGCAGGGGCCGUCUCAAACCUGCUCAAAGCGGUGGAACCGACAUCAGGAGAGCCCCGCCAGACUGUUCUGACUGCAGCUGGCAGCAUUGGCCAAGCCAGCGGGGAGCUGCUCAGGCAGAUCGGGGAGAACGAGACAGACGAACGUUUCCAGGAUGUCUUGAUGAGCCUGGCCAAAGCUGUGGCCAAUGCCGCCGCCAUGUUGGUUCUAAAGGCCAAGAACGUGGCUCAGGUGGCCGAGGACACUGUUCUGCAGAACCGGGUGAUUGCGGCUGCCACACAGUGCGCCCUCUCCACCUCGCAGCUGGUGGCUUGUGCAAAGGUGGUGAGUCCCACCAUCAGCUCCCCGGUGUGUCAGGAGCAGCUGAUUGAAGCCGGGAAGCUGGUGGAUCGCUCCGUGGAGAACUGUGUGCGGGCGUGCCAGGCUGCCACGGAUGACACCGAACUGCUCAAGCAAGUCAGUGCGGCGGCCAGCGUGGUCAGCCAGGCCCUGAAUGACCUCCUGCAGCAUGUCCGCCAGUUUGCCAGCCGGGGGGAGCCCAUUGGACGCUACGAUCAGGCCACCGACACCAUCAUGUAUGUGACCGAGAGCAUCUUCAGUUCCAUGGGGGACGCCGGGGAAAUGGUGCGGCAGGCCAGGGUGUUGGCGCAAGCAACUUCAGACCUGGUGAACGCCAUGCGGUCGGAUGCUGAGGCAGAAAUUGACAUGGAAAACUCGAAGAAGCUCCUGGCAGCUGCCAAGCUUCUUGCUGAUUCCACCGCCCGGAUGGUAGAAGCUGCAAAGGGAGCUGCUGCCAACCCAGACAAUGAAGACCAGCAGCAGCGGCUGCGGGAAGCGGCCGAAGGGCUCCGGGUGGCCACCAACGCAGCUGCCCAGAACGCCAUUAAGAAGAAGAUUGUGAACCGACUGGAGGUGGCAGCAAAACAGGCAGCCGCAGCUGCCACGCAAACCAUCGCAGCCUCGCAGAACGCCGCCAUUUCAAACAAGAACGCAGCAGCCCACCAGCAGCUUGUCCAGAGCUGCAAGAACGUGGCUGACCACAUUCCGCAGCUGGUGCAAGGCGUGCGAGGGAGCCAAGCGCAGGCGGAGGACCUGGGCGCCCAACUCGCCUUGAUCAACUCCAGCCAAAAUUUCCUCCAGCCAGGGAGCAAAAUGGUGGCUUCAGCCAAAGCAGCCGUGCCAACCGUGACUGACCAGGCGGCAGCCAUGCAGUUGAGCCAGUGUGCCAAGAAUCUGGCCACCAGCCUGGCGGAGCUGAGGACAGCCUCUCAGAAGGCACACGAGGCCUGUGGCCCCAUGGAGAUCGACUCGGCCUUGAACACUGUCCAGACGCUCAAAAACGAAUUGCAGGAUGCAAAGAUGGCAGCCCUGGACGGACAGUUGAAGCCUCUUCCGGGAGAAACGCUCGAAAAAUGCGCCCAGGACUUGGGAAGCACCUCCAAAGCUGUCGGCUCCUCCAUGGCGCAGCUGCUCACCUGUGCCGCCCAAGGCAAUGAAGACUAUACAGGGGUGGCUGCCCGGGAAACAGCCCAGGCACUGAAGACUUUGGCACAAGCUGCGCGGGGCGUGGCCGCAUCCACGGGCGACCCAGCCGGGGCCCGGGCAAUGCUGGACUCGGCGUGGGACGUGAUGGAGGGCUCCGCUCUGCUCAUCCAGGAGGCCAAGCAGGCCCUGGUGUCUCCAGGGGAUGCAGAGAGUCAGCAGAGGCUAGCCCAGGUGGCGAAAGCCGUGUCACAUUCACUGAACAACUGCGUCAACUGCCUCCCUGGCCAGAAGGACGUGGACGUGGCCCUGAAGAGCAUUGGUGAAUCCAGCAAGAAGCUGCUGGUGGAAACGCUGCCCCCCAGCUCCAAGUCGUUCCAGGAGGCGCAGAGCGAGCUCAACCAGGUGGCGGCCGACCUGAACCAGUCGGCUGGGGAGGUUGUGCACUCCACGCGGGGCCAGAGCGGGGAGCUGGCGGCCGCCUCGGGGAAGUUCAGCGAGGACUUUGAUGAGUUUCUCGACGCGGGGAUUGAGAUGGCCGGCCAAGCUCAGACCAAAGAGGAUCAGAUCCAGGUCAUCGGGAACCUCAAGAACAUCUCCAUGGCUUCCAGCAAGCUGCUUCUGGCGGCCAAGUCUCUGUCGGUGGACCCCGGCGCUCCCAACGCCAAGAACCUCUUAGCGGCUGCUGCCAGGGCAGUCACGGAGAGCAUCAACCAGCUGAUCACCCUGUGCACCCAGCAAGCGCCUGGCCAGAAGGAGUGCGACAACGCUCUCCGGGAAUUGGAGACCGUGAAGGAGAUGCUGGAAAAUCCCAGUGAGCCGGUGAGCGACCAGUCUUACUUCGACUGCAUUGAAGGCGUCAUGGAGAAUUCCAAGGUAUCUCUUCCCAAAUCUCUUCCUGAGAAGUCCAUCGGGGGGGGGGGGGGACAGGUUCCCCUCUUGCUGUAUACCACCUCUCGGGGUGGUGGUAUACAGACCAUUCCUGCCCCCGACCCUUGAAGAAGAUGGACCUUCGCCCGGGGGUCACUCCCUGGACUUCCGCUGUGCAAAGCCCUGAUCCCCUCGUGUCCGUUUCAGGUCUUAUCAGCAGCCACCAUCGUGGCCAAGCACACCUCUGCCCUGUGCAACGCCUGCCGCAUCGCUUCGUCCAAAACGGCCAACCCCGUGGCCAAGAGGCACUUCGUCCAGUCGGCCAAGGAGGUGGCCAACAGCACGGCCAACCUGGUGAAGACCAUCAAGGCUUUGGAUGGAGACUUUUCAGAAGACAAUCGCAGCAAGUGCCGGACCGCCGCUGCUCCGCUCAUUGAAGCUGUGGAAAACCUGACCGCCUUUGCCUCCAAUCCUGAGUUUGUCAGCAUUCCUGCUCAGAUCAGUGCUGAGGGUUCUCGCGCACAGGAGCCCAUCCUGGCUUCUGCUCGAACCAUGCUGGAGAGCUCGUCUUCCUUGAUCAAAACAGCUCGCUCACUGGCCAUCAACCCCAAGGACCCGAACACCUGGUCUGUCCUGGCUGGACAUUCGCACACCGUCUCCGAGUCCAUCAAGAGCCUCAUCACUUCCAUCAGGGACAAAGCUCCAGGCCAGCGGGAGUGUGACUACGCCAUUGAUGGCAUUAACAAGUGCAUCAGAGACAUUGAGCAAGCCUCCCUCGCUGCCGUUAGUCAGAACUUGGCCACAAGGGAUGACAUUUCUGUGGAGGCUUUGCAAGAACAGCUGACCUCCGUUGUUCAGGAAAUUGGCCAUCUCAUCGACCCCAUUGCAACGGCAGCCCGAGGUGAGGCUGCUCAGCUUGGACACAAGGUGACGCAGCUCUCCAGCUACUUUGAACCCCUGGUUCUUGCGGCCGUUGGCCUCGUCUCCAAAUUGAUGAAUCACCAGCAGCAAAUGAACCUGUUGGAUCAAACCAAGACCUUGGCAGAAUCGGCCCUGCAGAUGCUGUACGCGGCCAAGGAAGGAGGGGGGAACCCGAAGGCUUCACACACUCAUGAUGCUAUCCUGGAAGCAGCACAGCUCAUGAAGGAAGCCGUGGAUGACAUCAUGGUGACCUUGAAUGAAGCUGCCAGUGAAGUGGGCAUGGUGGGGAACAUGGUGGAUUCCAUUGCUGAAGCCAUGAGUAAGCUAGAUGAAGGGACACCCUCCGAUCCCAAAGGGUCCUUUGUGGACUACCAGACCACCGUUGUCAAAUACUGCAGGGCCAUCGCAGUCACAGCUCAAGAGAUGAUGACCAAGGCGGUCACUAAUCCAGAGGAACUGGGAGGACUCGCAUCCCAAAUGACCACCGACUAUGGACACCUGGCUUCUCAGGGACGGAUGGCAGCAGGCACUGCGGAACCAGAGGAGAUAGGAUUCCAGAUCAGAACCCGGGUUCAAGAACUUGGACACAGCUGCAUCUUCCUGGUCCAAAAAGCCGGGGCCUUGCAGAUAUGUCCAACCGACGCCUACACCAAGCGAGAGUUGAUCGAAUGCACCCGGACGGUCAGCGAAAAGGUGUCCCUGGUGUUGUCAGCUCUCCAGGCGGGGAACAAGGGCACCCAGGCGUGCAUCACCGCAGCCAGCGCCGUCUCCGGCAUCAUUGCUGACCUGGACACCACCAUCAUGUUUGCUGCGGCUGGGACGCUGAAUGCCGAGAACAACGAAUCCUUUGCCGAUCACAGGGAAAAUAUUCUAAAGACCGCAAAGACUUUGGUUGAAGACACCAAGCUGCUGGUCUCCGGAGCCGCCUCCAGCCAGGAGAAAUUGGCCCAAGCAGCCCAGUCUUCCGCCAGCACCAUCACGCAGCUGGCAGAGGUGGUGAAGUUGGGAGCGGCCAGCCUGGGCUCAGAUGACCCUGAAACACAGGUUGUGCUAAUCAAUGCCAUUAAGGAUGUGGCAAAGGCCUUGUCUGACCUCAUCGGUGCCACCAAAGGAGCCGCCAGCAAGCCAGCAGACGACCCGUCCAUGUACCAGCUCAAGGGGGCUGCCAAGGUGAUGGUGACCAACGUCACCUCCCUCCUGAAGACGGUCAAGGCGGUCGAGGACGAGGCCACCCGUGGAACGAGGGCCCUUGAGGCCACCAUUGAGUACAUCAAGCAGGAGCUCACGGUGUUCCAGUCCAAGGACGUUCCCGAGAAGACCUGCUCCCCAGAAGAAUCCAUCCGGAUGACGAAAGGCAUCACCAUGGCAACGGCCAAAGCUGUGGCAGCCGGGAAUUCCUGCCGGCAAGAGGAUGUGAUUGCCACGGCCAACCUCAGCCGCAAAGCCGUGGCUGACAUGCUGGCGGCUUGCAAGCAAGCCUCCUUCCACCCCGAUGUCAGUGAAGACGUGCGGGCGAGAGCGCUGCAUUAUGGGACGGAGUGCACCUUGGCUUACCUGCAGCUCUUGGAACAUGUCCUGAUGAUCCUCCAGAAGCCCACUGCCGAGCUGAAGCAUUUGCUGGCGGCCUUGUCCAAGGGGGUGGCGGGGGCUGUGACGGAGCUCAUGCAGUCUGCCGAAGCCAUGAAAGGUACCGAAUGGGUCAACCCUGAAGACCCCACCGUGAUUGCCGAGACGGAAUUACUCGGAGCUGCUGCUUCCAUUGAAGCAGCUGCCAAAAAGCUGGAACAGCUGAAACCCAGAGCCAAGCCCAAGCAGGCGGACGAGACCCUUGACUUUGAGGAACAGAUUCUCGAAGCGGCCAAGUCCAUCGCGGCCGCCACCAGCGCCCUCGUCAAGUCAGCCUCCGCUGCUCAGCGAGAGCUGGUCGCCCAAGGCAAGGUGGGGGCCAUUCCUGCCAACGCCGCCGACGAUGGACAGUGGUCCCAGGGGCUGAUUUCUGCGGCCCGGAUGGUGGCAGCUGCGACCAGCAACCUCUGUGAGGCGGCCAACGCCUCAGUCCAGGGCCACGCCAGCGAGGAGAAGCUCAUCUCCUCGGCCAAGCAAGUGGCCGCCUCCACGGCCCAGCUGCUGGUGGCCUGCAAAGUGAAGGCCGACCAGGACUCGGAGGCCAUGAGGAGGCUGCAGGUGGCAGGCAAUGCCGUGAAACGGGCGUCGGACAACCUGGUCAGGGCAGCCCAGAAGGCGGCCUUUGGGAAGGCGGAUGAUGACGACGUGGUGGUGAAGACCAAGUUUGUGGGGGGCAUCGCGCAGAUCAUCGCAGCCCAGGAGGAGAUGCUGAAAAAGGAACGGGAAUUGGAGGAAGCCCGGAAAAAGCUGGCCCAGAUCCGCCAGCAGCAGUACAAGUUCCUCCCCAGCGAGCUGCGGGAAGAGGAAGGCUAA